ACAACAUCUUCGUACGGUACGAUACCAGGUACUUCCAAAUCAAAGCGGCAACGACACAAUCAAUAGCAAUCACCCUCCACAACAGCUGCGAUACUUCUACAUUUGCGGUCACAGAAAAAAGGGACGAAGAAAGAAUGGAAAAAGAUGGAGCCAACGAGGAUACGAAGCAAGCGGAGACAACCUCCCGAAUUGCAUUUGGGUCCUGCCACAAGAGCGACAAGUCUGCCACGCCACCUAUAUGGGAAACCAUCCUCCCUCCUCCAGAUGGCGGCGAUCCCGUUACACCGGAGACGCCGCGACACCUCGACGCGUGGCUUUGGCUUGGAGAUGCAAUCUACCCUUCGCAUAGGGACCCCGUCACCCACAAGAAAUACUACGGGCCGGCGCCCCCGGCGGAAGUGGAGGCCCACCUCCGCGCCAUGAAGCACGAGAACGCCACCAUUGGGUACAAGGGCUUCCUCGACCGAUUGGAUCACUACUACCACUCUUCCCGAGGUUUCGACUCCGGUGGUCGUCCACUCAUCACGGGAGUGUGGGACGAUCACGACUUUGGUGGCAACGACAUGGGUGCCAAGAUGCCCGAAAAGAAACGGCGCCAAGCGGUCUAUCGCGAAUUUCUAGGGAGCGGGGCGGCCGGUGCCAGGGGCGAGCAACCGGACAAUCCCUCGCGGGAGGGAAUGUACCACAGGGUCGACCUGGAGAACGGAAGGAUACGAAUACUUGUGCUCGACACGAGGUGGUUCCGCGAGGACCAUUGCAUACCGAGCAUCGCACACAGGAUACCAAUGGGAAACGCGGUGGCCUGUCUGACGCGGUGGAUGACCUCGGUGCGUACAGUUUCAAAAUAUUUCCUCUUGUUGUGGCAGCUUCGUAUGCUCUGUGGCUAUUGUAGAUUCCAUAUUCUUAUCGGUUUCGAAAUGCUGGUUGCUUUCGUCUCGUCUCGUCUCGUGUCCUGUCAUUCUGUGUCGUGCCGUGUAAAACCGCCUAUUCCUUUUCGUAUUUGAAACGCCCACGCCUCGAUGCAUUGCACGAUAGGGUUUGUUGCUUCACAAGUAUGCCUGGCUUUGGGGAAAGGGUAACUGCAGAAACGCAAAGGUUUUGGGAGAUGAUCAAUGGGCGUGGCUGGAAAACGAACUGCUCGUCGAGUCGUCCCAACCGUCGUCCACGGCAGCAAAGCUAGAUCCACCCGAGCUCUUUGUGAUUCUGAGCAGCGUCCAGGUUUGGAGCACCAACCCCAUCAUGGAGGGCUGGGGACACUUCCCAAGGGAACAGGAGCGCCUCUGGAAUCUCUUGCGAACGCAUUACGGCGCUGCGUCUCCCGCUGCCGAUAUCGGAAGCAGGGGGAGCGACCGGCGUGCAGAACCCGCACCGGUGAUGUUUUUGAGCGGGGACGUACACCACGCCGAGAUUUCUGGUCAACCAGGGUACUACGAAAUCACGAGCAGCGGACUGACCCAUCACUGCGGACAACACAAAUUAUACGGACGGGUCUGCAAACCGGUCCUGGACACAUUUUCUGCACAUAGGUCGGGCGCUCCUCCAUCGCCAAGGAGCGGGAAGCGAAAUAAGAACCGUGACAAAGAAACCAAAGUUGCCAGCGACGAAGAACUAGAUGGCGGACAAGGAGGAUAUUACAUCGGGUUAAAUUUCGGUGUUCUUGAGGUCCUGACAGGCGAGGAUGGCGGGAAGCGCGAGGUUCUUGCUGGGGUCAAGAAUGCGACGGGGCAUACCGUUUUAGAGGUGAGCCAGGCCCUUGCCGGGCACGGCCCCGUCCCCGUUCUGCCUCCGUACGAGCAAAUCGCACACACAUGGGAUGGCCACUUGAUUCCUUACGCUCGCGGUUUCCUGCUGUGGGCAGUGAUCGGUUUGGCCUCAAUCCGUACUCUGUUGAAGCAGGGAUAGAUAGUGGUUGUGUAUUCGUAAUUCUUAGCUAUAGAUAUCGAUACUGCGCAAGCUUUGUAUGAUUUUGCGUUUCUUAUGGUAGCACCACUUAAUUUUUUCGACUUUCACCUCCAACAUGAAAACUUCCUCCUCUAUACUGAUGUGUUUCAUUACGUAUGUUCCAGCAUGUUCGGAUCUACACCGUGUUUUCAGUGUUUGAUCUCUACUGACAUAGUCUCUGUAAUUGGUGAACCCGCUGGGAACCUGCAGAGGAAUACGUUUUUUUUGUGCACAGGCAAUAUGGAUUCUUGACUCCCUAGACGCAAUUUACGCAUACUGAUGGUGGCAGCGCAUUCGUCGGCAUUCACAGAUUCCUUGCUUGGUCGGCGCAUACCUCUCCGGUAGAAUCUUGUCUCGAGGGCAGUAUUUCUAAGACAGGAUAGUGUUAACACAUAUAAAACAUAGUCUUUCAC
This is a messenger RNA of Pseudo-nitzschia multistriata, 2354 nucleotides long. The record is from the annotation of a GenBank genome assembly. NCBI's taxonomy places the organism in Eukaryota, Bacillariophyta, Bacillariophyceae, Bacillariales, Bacillariaceae.